CCUUGAUUAAAUCUAUUUAGCUGAGCAGUCUGCUCUUUUCCAAUAUUGUAGUCCCUCUUUGCCUCCAUACGCUUGAUUCUUGCUACACAUUUUAGAAGGCUACUGAUGUCUUUCUUAAGAGAGCUAACUGUUUUACCAUCAUCACUUUUAUCACAAAGCUCUAUUUGCUCAUGGCCAUGGUUAAAUAAACUAGCUCUAGGCUUUUUAAACUUAGAAAAAGUAGUUCUUUCAGGACUUUUCUCAGUUUGAAGCCAGUUGCUGAAUCAAGUACCCCCUAGCUUGCUAAUGCUAGGCUCUUUCUUACUGCUCAGGGAUUUCACUUCCAUAUUCUCAAAGAUCUUGCUUGAACUUCUCACCUUACAAGAGGAGACUUCUUCAUCAAGAAAUUCUUCUGAAAGAUUUUCUUCGAACUGUACUUUUCCCAAAUAGUUCAUGCUGAAAAUAAUAUUU
This is a messenger RNA of Moneuplotes crassus, 450 nucleotides long. Lineage: Eukaryota; Ciliophora; Spirotrichea; Euplotida; Euplotidae. The record is from the annotation of a GenBank genome assembly.